AUGUCACCUUCUCCUCUGCAACAACAAGAAUUCAUAUUCCGUUCUAAACUCCCAGACAUUGAAAUCCCAACACACCUUCCACUACACUCUUACCUUUUCCAAAACCUCUCCCAAUUCCAUAACCGUCCAUGCCUCAUCAACGGCGACACUGGCCAAACCUUCUCUUACUCCGACGUCCACCUCACCGCUCGCAAAAUCGCGUCCGGUUUAAACACAAUCGGAAUCAACCAAGGCGAUGUCAUCAUGAUCGUCCUCCGCAACUCUCCGCAAUUCGCACUCACUUUUCUCGGUGCAUCAUUUUGCGGCGCCGCCAUCACCACCGCGAAUCCUUUCUACACCUCAUCGGAGCUAGCUAAACAAGCCACCGCAACGAAAACCAAACUCAUUGUAACUCAAUCCGCAUACGUCAACAAAAUCAAGGAGUUUGCAAAAAUUAACAACAUCAAAAUCGUAUGCAUUGAUGAUUCAUCAUCGGCAUCGUCACCAUCAUUGGAAUCCGAACAAUCCGAAGAAGAUGUUGUGGAUUUCUCUGUAUUAACAAAUGCUGAUGAAAACGAAGCACCGGAAGUGAAGAUAAACCCUAACGACGUCGUUGCGUUACCGUUUUCUUCAGGAACUUCUGGUCUUCCAAAAGGUGUUAUGUUAACACAUGAAAAUUUAGUUACAACAAUAGCACAGUUAGUUGACGGUGAAAAUCCUCACCAAUACACUAACUGCGACGAUGUGUUACUCUGUGUGUUGCCUAUGUUUCACAUCUAUGCACUCAAUUCGAUUCUACUAUGUGGAAUUCGUGCCGGUGCUGCAGUGUUAAUUGUGGAGAAAUUUGAGAUUAAAACGGUUUUGGAUCUAAUUGAAAAGUAUAAAGUGACGGUAGUGUCGUUUGUGCCACCGAUUGUUUUAGCGUUGGUGAAGAGCGGAGAGUCGCAUAGAUACGACUUGUCGUCAAUUAGGGUGAUGAUAACAGGUGCGGCACCCAUGGGAAUGGAACUUGAACAAGCUGUCAAGGAUAGGAUGCCACAAACCGUGCUUGGACAGGGAUAUGGGAUGACAGAAGCAGGGCCACUUUCAAUUAGUUUAGCAUUUGCAAAGGAACCGUUUAAGACAAAACCUGGUGCCUGCGGCACAGUUGUGAGAAACUCGGAGAUGAAAAUAGUAGACACAGAAACUGGUGUUUCUCUUCCAAGAAACAAAUCUGGUGAAAUUUGUAUUAGAGGCACAAAGGUUAUGAAAGGAUAUCUAAAUGAUCCCGAGGCAACAAAGAAAACUAUAGACAAUGAUGGAUGGCUACACACCGGUGACAUUGGUUUCAUUGAUGAGGAUGACGAGCUUUUCAUCGUUGAUCGAUUAAAGGAAUUGAUUAAAUACAAAGGAUUUCAAGUAGCUCCUGCUGAGCUCGAAGCAUUGUUGAUUGCUCACCCUAACAUCUCUGAAGCCGCUGUAGUACCAUUGAAAGAUGAAGUUGCUGGAGAACUCCCAAUUGCAUUUGUUGUUAGAUCAAAGGGUUCAAAGAUCAGCGAGGAUGAAAUCAAGCAAUACGUUUCACAACAGGUUGUGUUUUACAAGAGAAUAAACCGAGUUUACUUCACGGACGCUAUUCCUAAAGCAGCAUCGGGCAAAAUUCUGCGAAAGGAAUUAACUGCGAGACUUAACGAAGGACUAGUGGUGUGA
This is a messenger RNA of Lathyrus sativus (Indian pea), 1668 nucleotides long. The record is from the annotation of a GenBank genome assembly. Lineage: Eukaryota; Viridiplantae; Streptophyta; Magnoliopsida; Fabales; Fabaceae.